This is a messenger RNA of Colletes gigas, 3641 nucleotides long. RefSeq names its product sine oculis-binding protein homolog (gene Sobp). NCBI's taxonomy places the organism in Eukaryota, Metazoa, Arthropoda, Insecta, Hymenoptera, Colletidae. Gene Ontology annotation, biological process: animal organ development. The record is from RefSeq and is a predicted model, not a curated record. The transcript has 5 exons. The coding region runs from base 1012 to 3027 and encodes 671 amino acids. Gene Ontology annotation, cellular component: nucleus.
GUUUAGUGUUGAAUUCAGUGAGCCGCGAAAAUUCACGUUUAGUCCAGCCCGAGAGCCCGUAGGUGUAACAUGUCAGUUUUUAUCAGCGCCGUUUUUAGACGAACGCGUACGGUUUGAAGCGAAGUAAUCCCGGGUAUUUUUACGCUCGUGUACCAACCAUCAGUCUUUCUCGGUAUUCCGCCUUUAAAUCUUCAAAAAGGCUGCUGCCACAAAGAAUACACAAACGUCGAGGGGCAGUGCGCGCGCAAAACGCAGGCUUUUUCUAUCCCACCGACAACGUUAUGUUCUUUGCUCCGUAUAACGAAGAUCGAUGAUUCGAAGGAUCGUUUGAUACCGCGUGUUCUAUUUUCGAAAAAAAAAAUAGUAAAUAUUUCAAAAUCGUGCCACGUGAUCCAUAAACCGAAAAGUGCAUUUCCGACGGACCGUUCGCGAUCACCAGUGUCGUUUUUAUUCUAUACAAGUGAUACAUGGUUCUAUUAACGAGAAAUGAGCCGUUUGAACGUUCAACGUUCGCGGAAUAUAUCGUAUCCGUAACCGUUCGUUAUCCGUACAAUAUAUCGAUAAUUCGAAUAUUAUAUAUUUACGAUCGUAUGGUAGAUAGUGUGAAAUUUACUUUCCGAGAAGAAGAAAAUUUCUGUUAAGUUGGUGAGAAGGAGAAGACACUAGACAGAGUUAUUUAUGUGAUCUAUUUUCACGCAAGUUGUGUUACCUUACUGGCCUAAAAAUAUCUGUGAAAUUUGAUUAGGCACAGCUUGAUGCUGCGGUAUUACCUAUUCGAAUAUUUAUAUCUAUUCGAAAGUGAUAAAUUCGAUUUCGAUUUGUGCUUAAUUAAAUUAUUAAAUUGUUGGGAGUACUUGAUUCAAAUUUUAGUUGAAUAGAAAACAAAUACUAUUCGGAAUUUGUAUGUGGUAGUUCACGGUGGACAAAUAAAAUUCGUAUUAAAUUCCUCGAAAUCGUAUUAAAGACUGCAAGAGAUAUUAUUAACUCGGAAUUUGUGUGCAAUAUACCGUAAUGGACAAUAAGCCGGCUAACACGUUUUUAAAAAAAGUUGAACAACACGCAAGAAAAAUACAUUCGUCGUCGCCGGAGGAUAAUGGAGAGAAUUGUUCGUUUGAAUCAAAUUGUGCACCGAUUGAAGUUAAAGAGGAAAUAAUAACGGAUGAAAUCCAGGAAUAUGCAGCGACUACGAUGAGCGAGCUAUUGGGGUGGUAUGGCUAUGAUAAAGUAGACAGUGGUUGCACCAAAAGUUUAAACUUGGAUCAUUUUACAUCCACGCUUGACACAAGAAGUAGUCAAAUGGUUAAAAUGGACGAGAACUUUAUUCUAAACAAGCAAGCACCAAAGUCUCCGUUGCUAAAUGCAACCAAUUCUCAUUUUGACGUAUCAAAAUUACCACUACCACAUUCUGCGAGCAGCUUAAAUACUGUGGACAGGCAACUGAUAUCACCCCCACUACCAAUAAAAAAAGUAUCGCUUGAUUCUACAUCUACAUUUCCUUAUAAAAAUUAUUCAAGUUCUAUUUGCACAGAGAAUAUAUCUUGUUCCUGGUGUGGUCGAAUUACCCAAAUAUGUAAAUCAGGAAGGACUAAUUCUCUUUCCUAUAACAUGAUAAAUACUCUGGGACAUUUUUGUAGCGAAGCUUGUUUUGCUGCUGGAAGAGCAGUUUUUAAACAAGCAAAAACGUGUGAUUGGUGUAGGCACAUAAGAAAUUCAGGUAGCCAUGUUGAUUUCCAGGAUGAUGAAAGUCAACUUCAAUUUUGUAGCGAUAAAUGUUUGAAUCAGUAUAAAAUGAAUAUUUUUUGCCAUGAAACACAGACUCAUUUGAUGCUUCAUGGCUUAAACAAUGUUUCUUGCCAUGAUGCAGAAAAGGGUAAUUUAAUAACGCCAGAACUUUGGUUUCGAAGUUGUCAAUCGCCUCUAAACAGUUCUACAGAGAAUACAUUUGUAGAGGAUGAGCAUGCGACUUCUAAUUUAUCAUCACCUUCCCAUGACAAAGGAAAGGAAAAGAAUCAAAAUGAGAUCGAGAAAUCAUUAGAAUCUAAUCGAAAAGCAAUAAGAAAAAGAGAUUCAUUUUGCAUUCGGAUAUGUACCAAAGUUAAAAAUCAUAAUAAAAAAAAAAUAAAUUUCCAUACCGAUAUUAAUAAAACUGACGUUAAAGAAGACAUUAAAGAACCGACGUUGGUAACCGAGGAAAACAAAUUCGAUCGUUCCGUGAAUAAUCAAAAUCAUUGCAAAAUUAAUUGUACAGAAAAAACUGUUCUGAACUGUAAGGAGCUUGAAAAAGAUCACAGAUUGAUGGAUGUUGUAAAUCAUGAUUCGUACGAUCAUCGACACAAUAAUAUAUUUUUAGAAAAGAAUAUACAUGUAAAAAAUAUAAAGGAUAUGCUAAAAGAAAAAGAACAUGAUCUAUCGGAAAACGUGUUAAGAUCACCCACAUGGUUUGCAAAUUCAACUGCACCUGUGAUGCAAUGUGAAACUCCAUCUGCAGCUAAAUCCUUUGCGGAUGAAACUAUUCAAAUCGAAUACAAAAACCAAACAAACGCGUCCUUAAAAGCAUCGUCGCCUGUACAACUCAAUCAAGCUGAAUCUUCCAUCCAUACAUUGUCUGCAACUCUUCUACCUCCGGUUACGGUCCUUGUACCAUAUCCUAUACCUGUACCUAUUCCUGUACCAAUUCCUAUUCCUAUUCCUAUACCAACUCCAAUUCUUAGUAAGUUAAUGACCGGCGAACAAGAAGUUAAAGAUACAAAAUGUAAGAGUAUGAAAUGCAACAAUUCGAUAAAAAACAAGUGUUCCGUGUCUUGUGAAUCGCAGUUGUGUAUAAAUACAAACGUAUCAGUGAGAGAAGCCUCGCAGCAUGCAACUGCGGCGAAACUAUCUUUUUCAUUGUCGCCUUCUAAUACUAAGAAUGAAAACAAUGACAAUCAACGUUUGCUAAAAUACAAUGCAAAACCUCCGAGGAAAAGAAAACGUUCAAAUGAAACUAAGCUUCAGUUGAAAAGAAAAAAUAAAUUUAUACCUGCUUAAAAAAGACAAUUUUUUACCUUAGGAAAAAUUCUUUUUUAUUGCAUACGAGGAAAGAUUAUUAUGGAGAGAUGACUUGUUGGCUAGGGGCCUACAAACUAAACUUCUAUUCAUAGCUAAUACGGUUACACCAAUGUUCCUCAGUCUUGUCCUAUCUCUGUCACGCGAUGGAUUUAUAGUUGUGAGAAUGACAAUACGUGUGAGACUAGGCGUCGCUAUUACGCUACGGCCAAUCAGCUGUGACUAGCCAUCAAGUCCUCUCUCUAUAGUAGGUUCCACUCCAUAAACUAGUGUGAAAUGCAUACUUGAAGCUUCACCACCACCUCCAUGUUGUUUUUCAAAUCUCUACAAUUGUUGAUAGUAUUUUAAAAGUAUCAGACAUUCUCUGAACCAAUUGAGAUAGAGGAUUAUAAAGAUACAGUACCAUAGAAGAGUAUACUAAAAAUGUAAGUAAUAAAAACACUAAAUCAUUUCUGGGUAUGCAUAAAGAUGUGUUUCAAAGAGAUAUUUCACAAAUGCUACACUUCAUUAUGUCAAUUAUGUUUUAUGAUAAAUUCAUAGAUAUUUGGCGAUUUAUAUAUUUCGAGGAUUCCAUUAUUAUUAAAAACAUGUAUGCA